Molecule: messenger RNA, 2029 nt
Organism: Conger conger (European conger)
Lineage: Eukaryota; Metazoa; Chordata; Actinopteri; Anguilliformes; Congridae
Product: rhotekin-like
Exons: 12
Coding region: 125-1933 (602 amino acids)
Biological process (GO): signal transduction; septin ring organization; actomyosin contractile ring assembly
Cellular component (GO): actomyosin contractile ring
Source: RefSeq, a predicted model, not a curated record
AAAUUGACCGUUCUCCCUUAAAGAAAAAAAUAAUCUAAAUACCUUAUCUACACAGUAGAGACGGAGAGCAAUAAUCCACAAUUUAAAGGUAUAUUUUGGUUUAGGCAAACUAUAAAAUCUCAAGAUGUUUUGCCGAAAUCAGACUACGAGAGCCACGGUCGCACGCGGAUCUGCUGUAGAAAUGGAGAUACGGCGGGGGAAGUUCAGAAUGAGUGUUUUCUUGGAUACGCUACAGGACAGCGAUAUCCAGAAGAAGAUUGACCAUGAGAUCCGCAUGCGGGAUGGCACCUGCAGGCUGCUGGCCGCCUGCACCCAGAAGGACCAGGCCCUGGAGGCAGCCAAGAGCCUGCUCACCUGCAACGCCCGCAUCCUGGCCUACAUGUCAGAGCUGCAGAGGAUGAAGGAGGCGCAGGUCAUGCAGAGAGUGGCGCGCAGGCCCUCUGAUUCCAGUCUGCUAGACGACAGGCUACCCUGCAAGGGAAAAGUGGCCAUAUCUGACCUGCGUAUCCCUCUCAUGUGGAAAGACACAGAAUACUUCAAGAACAAAGGAGAGCUGCAUCGCUGUGCGGUCUUCUGUGUGCUGCAGCUGGGAGGUCACAUCUUCGACACAGACAUGGUGAUGGUGGACCGGACCCUGACGGACAUCUGCUUUGAAAACACCAUUGUGUUUAAUGACGCCGGCCCCGGGUUCGAGCUGCGUGUGGAGCUGUACAGCUGCUGUACGGAGGAGGAGUUUUCAGCGGGGAAUGCUCCCCGGAAACUGGCCAGCAAGCUGAGCAGCUCCCUGGGCCGCGCCUCGGGGAAGAAGGUUCGGGCGUCGCUGGAGCCCGGCAGCCCUGUGUCUAAUGGAGGAGGAUCCCCUCUGCUCCUGCCCUCUCCCUCUGUCCUGGGACCCAAGUAUCAUCUGCUGGCACACACGUCUUUGACCCUGGCGCACGUUCGGGACAGUUUCCGAACCCACGACCUGUCCAUCUGCGGAAGCGAGGAGAGCUCUUAUUGGCUGCCUCUCUAUGGGAGUGUGUGUUGCCGUCUGGCAGCACAGCCUGCCUGUAUGACUCAGGAGAUGAUGAGUGGCAGUCUGAAGGUCAAGCUUGGAGAGGAUCCUCAGAUUUGGACAAACAUAUAUGGUGUCCUGAGGGGGCCAAACCUCAUCUGUUACCACCAGCAGGAAGACAAAGAGGCUGAGGUGGAGCCAGCUUUUACCAUCGCUAUAAAUAAGGAGACAAGGAUCCGGGCCACUGAGAAGGACCCUCACAGCAAACUGCAGAGCAUCUCCAUCAGCAACCACUACGCUGGGGAGGGGGUGACCCACACGCUGGCUGCAGACAGCCGAGGGGACACUCAGCACUGGAUGGAGGCCUUCUGGCAGCAGUUCUAUGACAUGAGCCAAUGGAAACAGUGCUGCGACAAUCUGAUGAAGAUCGACGCUCCAUCACCACGGAAACCCACGCUUGUGGCGGCAAAGCAGGGCUCCCUUUACCAUGAGAUGGUUAUUGACCCCGCGGAUGACCUGGAAGCAGUGACAGACAUCUGGAAGAGGCACAUGCAGGAGUUUGAGUUGUGUGGCCAUCUUGGGACCACCCCUCAUUGGACGUCCUUGUUUGAGGAGGCCCAGAGUAGCAGAGCGGCGGGACACAGCCCCCACCCCCGCUGCCGGGCCCCCCGGAGCCCACGCCCCAGCCCCAAGCCCUGCCCCUGUCGCCCCCGCACCCUCUCCCUGGACCCCAAGCCGGGCGGCUGUCAGGGCAGCCACGCCCAGCCCUCCUCCCGACCCCCGCGGCCGGGCGUGUCCUCCACCUGCAGCAGCAGCUCCGCGGAGGGCAGCACUGCCUCCGAUUCGGACUCCGGCCCCUUCCCCCGCUCCGCCCCGGGCCCCCGCAGCCCCCUGCGGGCCAAGCUGGCCCCGUGCAUAUGGCUCCAGACUCAGGUGUAGGGCCCACCCCAAACCUGGGUCAGAGGGCUCGGCGUGUGAGCGAGCCUCGGUCUCACCCCACUACUCCCGCUCUGUCCAGUCCUAUCAGCAUCUCAG